Paraglomus brasilianum is the source of this 2638-nucleotide messenger RNA. The record is from the annotation of a GenBank genome assembly. Lineage: Eukaryota; Fungi; Glomeromycota; Glomeromycetes; Paraglomerales; Paraglomeraceae.
AUGCGGUAUAUAUGCAAACUGACCGAUAAUAAUCAACUACUGUUUAGGAAACGAAAGUCACCACAUCAACGUCCAAGUCAGAAAACAGCGUACCCUGCAAUUCUCAAUGAUCAGGGUGCGGACGAUCAGCAUUCCAGCGGAUUUGUUUCUGCAAAAGAAGACGAUAAUAUUCAUGACGAAAGCCAUAAUGUUCAACUUGCGGAAGUCAACAAUAUCUACCGAACCAUUCCGAAUUUAUAUCAACUUGUUGGAUUGUGUUUGGACGAAAGCACUACCGGACGGGGUGAUUCUCUAGUGUGCAAGGCCAUUAUUCAUCCAGAAGAACUGGAAAAAGUCUGCAAUAUAUUGGCUCCUGGAAGUUAUCGUUCGGUCUCUGAUAUACAAUUUAAACAAUUGGAAGACGUCGAUAUUCAACUAGUUGGUUGUUACGGAAAUUGUGAGACCAUUUCUAAACUGCUGCUUCAAAACAAUGUCAUUGACAAAGAUAGCUACGAGAAAUUUAUUAAAGGCGAACAAACACUGGCUACCGGACUUUAUUUGUUAAUUAUUGAGUCGGAUAUGAAUCUCCAGCAGUCGCAGGAGACUGCAGUAGCAGUCAGUACAAAGUUUGGCCUUAUAAUCUUGUGGCUGGAAAAGCAAUUUUAUGAUGAAAAAGAAAUACCGGCAAACGCAACAAAUCUUCACCGAUUUCUUACACGAUUGACGGACCAUCAAAUCUGCUUAAUGAGUGAAGGAGAUUUAAGAAAUUUUUCCUUUUCCGUAAAUACAAGUGCAAACAGGAUUGUUAACAUUAAAGUUGAAACAGACCAAAAACAAGAAAAAGGCGUCUCAGUUGAAAAAAAUGAAAUUGAGAUCAAGGUACCAGAUCUGGCCAUAUGUAAUGAAGAUCCAUCAUCAAAACCUUUCAUCAUAGAAUCAACUACUCUACAAUCCUUGGCUAUUAUGCAAAACAUUAAUAAGUCUACAAUUACGUCAGAAACGGUUGAUAGAUUUAACUCUUUAUGUGAAUUUCAAAAAUUUUGUAAACUGAUGUUGAAUGGGAAUUGCUAUGGUUUAAGUGUGCCUAAUUUGAGCAUAUAUGAGUUAACACUCCUUGCCAAAGAUGGCUUAAACCAGCUUGAGCUCUUAGAAGAUUAUGAAAAUCAGAUGAAAAAUUUGGAAGAUCAAACAGAAAAUCGUCUGAGUAAUUACAAAAAAAAAUUAAUUGAAUGGGCUUUUUCAAUCUUGCAAGUCAGUUACAGUAUGUUUGAAAAAGAAUCCAGAGAUACCUCUUUAAACUCACUGAAAGACAGUAAAGAGCUUAACACAUUCUAUACAAGACAUAAAGAGCUUUGUAACAAAAUCGAGAGUAUGGCUCUUGCAAUUGACAACAGCAACUGGAAACUUUUGAAGAAAAAAUUCUACUAUUUGAGUGGACUAGCAGGAAAUGGAUUUGAUGCAUUUUUAGAUGUUCUAAAUACUCAAGGAAACAGCUUGCCAAGUAAAAGAAUUGAUGAUAUCAACAGCCUUAUGCAGAAAGUGGCAGAAUGUUUUAUGGAUCAAGUGGAUCCAGAAGAAGAAUGUGAUCAAGAGACCAAGAACACUCUUGAGCAAGCAACCAAAAUGGUAGAACAGAUAUCAGAUUCAGAGUUUAUUAAGUGUCUAUGUAAUCUACAGAAUCUGACAACUCCCAAGACAGUAAUGAAAGGCAUUAUUGCAAUGUUUUCUCAAGAAAAGAAAGAACAUAUUUGUGAAGAACAAUCAAAGAUAUUGAAGGCUAAACUUGAAUCAUUAUACUCAACUACCACUGGAUCACAAAUUAUCAUCACUGAGUUGCAAAAGAUAACUACAAUGCAACAGUUAUAUCAUAACCAAUCACAACCAACUCACAACACAUUUGAUUGCUAUGAGCUACACUAUGUGACUGAAAUAAACAAAUCUUACUUGUAUGAGUUAAAGAUAUGGGAGUUUGAACUGAAUAAGUAUGACAAGCUCGAAGAUGGUAUCACUUACAAGCAGCAAAAGGUUUUGUAUAUUAACAAGGAGAAGUUUGAAAUCAGACAGAUACAUGAUUGUAAGCAAAUGUGUGAAAAACCUGGCAUAUGCAAUGUUGACUCCGCUAAAUUAGCAAUAGCUGAUUGGAUACAAAAUGUCAAGAAUAAAUUGAAGGUGCUGCCAAGUGUCAUAGCAUGUGGUCAUGAACCUAUUGAUGUGCCACCUCUUAUGGACCACGAUGCUGGAUCUUUCAUAGACAAUAAAGAGAUACCAAUACUUGGUGGAUUCAGAAAGAAUGAACUAUUAGAUAGUGGGCUUGUACUCAGCGGAGAAGGGUCUGUUGAUAGCACCACGAGCCUGCAAGACUUUUUCGAAAAAUGCCAUGGUCAACGGUCACUUGCACCUAAUGAUGCUAAUUGGGUUGAGCAAUACAAUAAGUUUGUCAAUGUCACCGUAAAUUGCAGAGAACGCGUUGAAGCACUGGCAAAUAUUCGGCAACAGAAAACUGAUGAAUCUAUGUGGGCCCUCAGGGAAAAUGUUAUCAUCUUUCUGUCAGAUGGAGAUGCCGCCACACCCGAUAAUGAACUUGAAGAAAUAUGUGAAUUUAAUAGAGACAAUGAUCAUCCAGUCUACCUGUAUACAAUUCAAUUUUCGGAGCGUGAAC